This is a messenger RNA of Melozone crissalis (California towhee), 3107 nucleotides long. It is a transcript of the gene TRIM67, whose product is annotated as tripartite motif containing 67. NCBI's taxonomy places the organism in Eukaryota, Metazoa, Chordata, Aves, Passeriformes, Passerellidae. Bases 56 to 2338 code for a protein of 760 amino acids. Gene Ontology annotation, molecular function: protein binding; zinc ion binding. The record is from RefSeq and is a predicted model, not a curated record. The transcript is spliced from 11 exons.
GCGGCCACCCCGCGCCGCCCGCCUGAGGAGCCGCGCACAAAGCCGCGCCGCGGCCAUGGAAGAGGAGCUCAAGUGCCCGGUGUGCGGCUCGCUGUUCCGGGAGCCCAUCAUCCUGCCCUGCUCGCACAAUGUCUGCCUGCCCUGCGCCCGCACCAUCGCCGUGCAGACCCCGGAGAGCGAGCAGCACCUCGCGGCGGGCGGCGGCAGCGGCGGGGACCACGCGGACAAGCUGAGCCUGCACAGCGAGACCGACAGCGGCUACGGCUCCUACACGCCCAGCCUGAAGUCCCCGAACGGCGUGCGGGUGCUGCCGCUGGUGCCCGCGCCCCCGGGGGCGGCGGCGGCUCCGCGGGGCGCCGGCCCCGCCAGCUCCUCCCUCACCUGCCCGCAGUGCCACCGGAGCGCGUCCCUGGACCAGCGCGGGCUGCGCGGCUUCCAGCGGAACCGGCUGCUGGAGGCCAUCGUGCAGCGCUACCAGCAGGGCCGCGCCGCCGCCGCCGCCGCCGCCAAGUGCCAGCUGUGCGACCGCAGCCCGCCCGAGCCGGCCGCCGUGCUGUGCGAGCAGUGCGAGGUGCUCUACUGCGCCGCAUGCCAGCUCCGCUGCCACCCGGCCCGCGGGCCCUUCGCCAAGCACCGCCUGGCCCCGCCGCCCGCACACCCGGGCGCCCCCGGCGGCGGCGGGGACGGCGGCGGAGGCAAGGGGGCGGGCGGCGGCCGCAAGCUGCCGACGUGCGCCGAGCACGACCUGGAGAACUACAGCAUGUACUGCGUGAGCUGCCGCAGCCCCGUCUGCUACCAGUGCUUGGAGGAGGGCAAGCACAACAAGCACGACGUGAAGGCCCUGGGAGCCAUGUGGAAGCAGCACAAGGCACAGCUGUCUCAGGCUUUAAAUGGUGUAUCAGAUAAAGCAAAGGAAGCUAAAGAAUUUUUAGUUCAGCUGAAAAAUUUAUUGCAGCAGAUCCAGGAGAACGGGCUGGAUUACGAGGCCUGUCUCGUGGCUCAGUGCGAUGCCUUGGUCGAUGCGUUAACGCGGCAGAAGGCAAAACUGCUCACAAAGGUCACCAAGGAGCGUGAGCACAAGCUGAAGGUUGUUUGGGACCAGAUAAAUCACUGUACACUGAAGCUACGCCAGUCAACAGGGCUCAUGGAAUACUGCCUAGAAGUUAUCAAAGAAAAUGAUCCCUCUGGGUUUUUACAGAUUUCAGAUGCUUUAAUCAAGCGUGUUCAGGUAUCUCAGGAACAGUGGGUAAAAGGAGCCUUGGAGCCAAAAGUGUCUGCUGAGUUUGACUUGACUCUGGACAGUGAACCUUUACUGCAGUCAAUUCACCAGCUGGAUUUUAUUCAGAUGAAAUUUCCUGUUUCAGUGCCACCCGUCCCAUUGCUGCAGCUGGAGAAGUGCUGCACCAGGAACAACAGUGUGACAUUGGCCUGGAGGAUGCCACCUUUGAGCCACAACCCAGUGGAGGGCUAUAUCUUGGAACUUGAUGAUGGAGAUGGUGGCCAAUUCCGAGAGGUAUAUGUUGGCAAGGAGACCCUCUGCACCAUCGACGGCCUUCAUUUCAACAGCACUUACAAUGCCAGGGUCAAAGCUUUCAACUCCUCGGGCGUUGGUCCUUACAGCAAGACGGUCAUUUUACAGACAUCAGAUGGUGAGCUGGGCCUUUGCCACUCUCUAAAUGAAAAGCUGCAGGUCUCAGUGGCAGGACACUUUCAUCCCUUUACACCCAUUAAUGUAUCUGACACCUACUGGCAUUUUCCAUUAUCAGUAAUGCUUCAGGCUUCAAGUCGUGUGAUUUUAGUUGGCUUGGCGUGGUUCACCUUUGACCCCUCGUCAGCCCACAGAGACAUAGUGCUGUCCAAUGACAACCAGACUGCCACCUGCAACAGCUACGAUGACCGGGUGGUGCUGGGCACCGCCGCCUUCUCCAAGGGCGUGCAUUACUGGGAGCUGCACGUGGACCGCUACGACAACCACCCGGACCCGGCCUUCGGCAUCGCCAGGAUUAACGUGGUCAAGGACAUGAUGCUGGGCAAGGACGACAAGGCCUGGGCCAUGUAUGUGGACAACAACCGCAGCUGGUUCAUGCACUGCAACUCCCACACCAACCGGACUGAAGGAGGAGUUUCUAAAGGUGCCACUGUUGGUGUGCUGCUGGAUCUGAACAAGCACAACCUGACCUUUUACAUCAAUGGGCAGCAGCAGGGGCCUCCAGCAUUUGAAAACAUCGAGGGCGUCUUCAUGCCUGCACUGAGCCUCAAUAGAAACGUCCAGGUGACCCUGCACACAGGACUGGAGGUGCCACAAUCCGUAAAACAGCCCAAGCUGCCCAACAACUAAUGAAGCCCGUCUAACACUGUGCUUUAUUCUGCAAGCUUUCUCAGUGUGUUUUGGCACUUUUCAGUAAGUCAGUAAAAAAGCAUCCUCUUCCCUGACUUCAAACACUGUGCAGCAUGCUGCUCACCAAGUAAUCGGCUGGUUAGAGCUAGGCCACUCCAUUUUCAAUUUAACAGCCAUUACAAGCACAUCCACUGGACUGGCACUCAACUGCAGAUGGGUACCUGAACAUAUCUACUCUGCAUUGCAUACAUAUGUACACUCAUGUGCACACACACACAAACACGUCUGUAAAGCAAAAGGUUAAAUGAGUGCAUUUUCUCUCUCAUGGCUGGAUUUGUGCUUAAAUGUUAGGGAUGCUGGAAAAAAUGGGUGAGGUUGAAGGACAGUGGAUGUUGGAGCAGUUUACCAGUAGAUGAACUGGAUUCCCUUGCCACCUGAAGUCCUUAAAUAAAAAAAGCAUAUGUUUUGACAGCUGAAGUGGAGGUUAUAUGCUCAAGAAUUCCUGGUUGUCAAUUCCUUUCAGGGGCUCAAAUGAUCAUGGAUUAUUCCUUCUGGCUCUAGACUGCAGUAAGUUAUAGGAUAAUGUCCCCUUAGGAUUCAGUGGCAGAACUUAUCUGCAAUGAGAAUGAGAUUGGUUCCCAAACGCUGCCAUGAAAUAGCUGGGUUCAUUUUAGCUAACACCAUGAUACAUGCAGAAUUCAGGUACAGAAAGUUGAAAGAAAAACAUCCUUGAUGCAUUUUAGUGUUUGUUAUUUAGGCAUGACUACGG